Molecule: messenger RNA, 3602 nt
Organism: Cicer arietinum (chickpea)
Lineage: Eukaryota; Viridiplantae; Streptophyta; Magnoliopsida; Fabales; Fabaceae
Biological process (GO): positive regulation of transcription by RNA polymerase I; maturation of SSU-rRNA from tricistronic rRNA transcript (SSU-rRNA, 5.8S rRNA, LSU-rRNA)
Cellular component (GO): 90S preribosome; t-UTP complex; small-subunit processome
Molecular function (GO): snoRNA binding
Source: RefSeq, a predicted model, not a curated record
UAUUUAUUUGAGAAAAAACGACGUCGUUGGGGUUGGCGGUUAGAAAGACAAAGCCCUAAACCCUGCUGCGCCACAUUAUAGUUCUCUUCUCUUCUCUCCCUCUGCCUCUGUUCUUCUUCACUACUCUGAACCCAAACGAAGAAGAAGAAGUAGAAGACGACGAAGCAAUACAACCAAAUCCCUAACCUCAAACCCUAGCAAUGGCGUCUUCCUUAGCCUCUCAGUUAGAAGUUAUCAGAUCCAUAGCACUCGCUGAUCCCGCGCCUCUAAAGAGACCAUUCACUCGUCCUUCUAUCUUAUUCGACCCUAAAAAAGCUGCUGACACUGAUACUGAAUCAAUUUUCUCUAUAGCUCUUCAAGGUUUGGAGGUUCUUAUUAAUAGAGAUGAAAGGUUUGGGAAUUAUAAGAACGAUUUGUUCAGUCACCGGAAUAAAGAGUUGGAUAGAGAGUUGCUGGGAAUAGAACAGAACAAUAAUCUUAACGUGUUAAUUAAUUCUUUUUUAAAAUUACUUUCUGGAUUUUUUAUUCUUCCCUCUGCACUCCAAACGCUCGAGUAUUUGAUACGUAGAUACAAGAUUCACGUGUUCAACAAAGAGGAUUUGAUAUUGUGUGCAUUGCCGUACCAUGACACACAUGCAUUUGUUCGAAUAGUACAGAUAAUUGAAACAAGUAAUGGUACGUGGGGGUUUCUAAAGGGUGUGAAAGUCUCUGGUGCACCGCCACCUAGAAUGGUUAUAGUGCAGCAAUGUCUUCGCGAUAAGGCCGUAUUAGAAGUUCUAUGCAACUAUGCAUCUCCAUCUAAAAAGUUUCAACCUUCAAAGUAUGUAAUUGGAUUUUGUACGGCUGUUUUCAUUGAAGUCUUGGGUACUGUUGAGACUGUUAAUGAUGAUAUUGUCAAAAGAAUACUUCCUUUUGUGGUCUCUGGUCUUCAGCCCGGUAUUAAGGGGGAUUCCAAUCACAAGGCCAGUUCAUUGAUGAUAGUUGGUUUGCUUGGAAAUAAAGCUGCAUUAGCUCCAAAACUUUUGAAUAGUUUGAUACGUUUAGUUGCCGAGGUUGCUCGCGAGGUGACUAAGGAGUCAAUAGAUCUUCAUUGGUUUCGGUUGUCCCUUAUUGCUUUAAUCAAUCUUGUUCAGUCCCAUGAUGUUGGAAUACUUCCAAUAAAGGCCUUGGAGGUUUUAAAGGAACUAAGGGAUUUGCCAGGGGUUUUAUUAGAAUUGUCUAAGGAGUUCAACAUUGAAAAGUUUCUUGUUGUUCUUUUGGACUCCAUGAUUGACUACAGUUCUAAAGAUGAAUACUGUCAGCUGGCUUUGCUUUCCUUGAUAGAAAAGGUCCCCAUAAAUGAUUCUGUUCAUCACGUGGUUUGCAAGAUCCUAUCAACUUGUGUGAAAUUAUCACAAAAAGUCGGUGACUCAGCCUCUUUGAUAUCAGCUGGCUGGGCAAAAAAGAUUUUGAUAGUCGUUAACACAAAGUAUCCUUCUGAACUUCGUGGAGCAGUUCAUCAUUUUCUUCAGCAUAACAAAGCACAUUCUAAGAAAGAUGAUUCACUGUAUAAGAUUUUAUGUAAGAUGUUGGAUGGGAAUUUGGAUUCAUCAUCUGAUAUCUCAGAGUCAAAAGUUUGGUUCGCCUUGUAUCAUCCAAAGGCUGAUGUUCGACGUACUACACUGCGUGAUUUAAAUUCUUCUGGCAUCCUGAAAAGUGAGAAAUAUGUUUCAGAGGGUCUUAUAGACAUUCAAGAGGCCAUAUUAAGACAGCUUGAUGAUAAAGAUCUAACAGUUGUUCAAGCAGCUUUAAAUGUUGAUGGCUUGCCAAAUGUACUAGGUGCUUCUAAGCUUCUCGAGGCACUGCAGAAUGUGCUAAGAAGAUGCGUUGGCAAGAUGCUGUCUGGUUCAACUGAUAAUGUCAGUCUGACUGGAGAAGUUGCUGUCACUUGUCUAAAGAAAGCUAUUUCAUACUUUCAUGAUCAAUCCGAUUACUUGAAGAAGAUUGCUGCCAUGACUUUUCCAUUACUCCUUGUUAUGCCACAGACACAGGGCUUGAAUUUAAAAGCUCUGGUACUAGUCAACAAAAUUAACUGGCCACUUUAUCAGAAUAUAGCUGUGUCUAGCUCUGAAGAAGCGACAUCAAUUCCCGGAAGUUUAUCUUCAAUUAACUUGAAGGUUAUCAAUAACUUGGCUGGCAAUUUCAUGGUCCACCCUGAAGAUAAUAUUGCUUGGUUUUCAGAAAGCUGCAACGAUUCAGAAUUGUCAAAAACACUCUUCUUUUUCGUUCUAUUGCAGUCACUUUUGAUUCAACCGAAAGGUGACGACUUUUCUGCACUGUUUGAAAAUGUGUUUCCUAUUCUGAAGGCUGAAUGGGAAUCUAUAGUGAAUGCUGGCGAUGUUCUUUUGGAAGAGUUCAAAUCUGAAGUGUUAGACUGGGACUGUAGUGCAUUCUUUGACCAUCUUUUGCAUGCCAAUCUCAGACCUUUAAAUGCAAAAGUUAUGGUUUGCAUUUUUUGGAGGCUAAUCGCACGACUAAUGUCAACAGAACCUUCACGCAAUCUGCUGGAUGAUAGCAAGAUAAAAGAUCUGUUUGUAUUUUUUGCUUCCUCAAAGUUCAAGCAUGCAUUCCGUGAACACCUCCAUUUCUUAGCUGCACAGUGCAGUGUAUCACCUGCCCGCCUAUUAUCGAAGUUUUUCACAGACGAAGGCGUUCCUGCUGCAGUCCAGAUUGAAAGUCUCCAGUGCUAUGCAUUUCUCUGUAAUCUGUCACAAGAUAGAUGGCAAACUGAACUUCUGGCUGAAUUCCCUUCUCUUCUUGUUCCAUUGGCCGGUGAUAAUCAGUCAGUAAGGGUUGCUUCCAUGAAUUGUAUUGAUGAGCUACGUGCCUUAUGGUGUCGUAUUGAACGUUCUGGCAAGAAAAAUGGGAACAAUGCGACAUGGUUCCAUUUUCUGGGUGAACUUCUAUCGUUGUUGGAUCAGCAAAAAACACUUAUAUUGUCUGACAAGAAAUUUCUUCCAUCAUUGUUGGCGUCCACACUGGGCUCAUCCUGUCAUACUAUCUUAGUACCUCAAAAUAUGGAAAACAGGUUUGAUCAGCCCACAAAAGAAAGAAUACUUGAGUUCGUUUUGGGUUCAGCUCUGGAAUUCUCUAACUACGGGAAGCUAAUGAUUCUAUCCUUGCUCAAAGGUAUUGGGAAUGCUAUUAUGCAUCCCAAAGUUGCGCCAAUGUUGUCCCAUUUUAUGAAGCAAUACUAUGAUGAGCGCGAUAAGUUUUCAAACACUGAAACUCGGAUAAUGUGCCUUUUGUUGGAGAGCUGUGUCAUGUCAUCUCCCUCUGGUGGAGAUGAUCUUCAAUAUCCUUUACUGAAAGCGCUGCAGUUGGAUGCAACUACUUCCGAUGACCCUGCCUAUAUAGAGCCUUGUAUCUCUGUUUUGAACAAACUUAAUAGUCAGUUCUACACGGGGUUGCAGAAUGAAGUGAAGGAGCGUGUAUUCCAUGAGCUUGUGUUUUUGUGCCGUAAUGCUAAUGGUGAUGUACAAAGUGCAACAAGAGAGGCCUUAAUGCGCAUAGAUGUGAGUUUCUUGCUUUUGGCUAACUUUUAUUAAACAUGUUUUGUCUUA